Glycine soja is the source of this 1083-nucleotide messenger RNA. Its product is annotated as hypersensitive-induced response protein 1-like. The record is from RefSeq and is a predicted model, not a curated record. Lineage: Eukaryota; Viridiplantae; Streptophyta; Magnoliopsida; Fabales; Fabaceae. The transcript has 5 exons. Bases 28 to 897 code for a protein of 289 amino acids.
UUAAUUUCUGUUGUAGGUUUAGCGAAGAUGGGACAAAUGUUCAGUAUGUUUGGUUUUGUGCAAGUGGAACAGUCAAGUGUGGCGAUCAAGGAAGUUUUCGGGAAGUACAAUGAUGUUCUCGAUCCUGGUUGCCACUGUGUGCCGUGGUAUUUCGGCAAUCGUGUGGCUGGUGCACUUUCUUUGCGUAUACAACAGCUAGAUGUUCGUUGUGAAACCAAGACAAAGGACAAUGUGUUUGUUACUGUGGUUGCCUCUAUCCAGUAUCGAGCAUUGGCAGAAAAGGCAUCAGAUGCUUACUACAAACUCAGCAAUACCAGAGCACAGAUACAAUCCUAUGUCUUUGAUGUUAUAAGAGCAAGUGUUCCAAAGAUGGAACUAGAUGCUACUUUUGAGCAGAAGACCGACAUCGCAAAAACAGUGGAGGAAGAACUUGAAAAGGCUAUGUCAGCAUAUGGGUAUGAGAUAGUUCAGACUCUUAUUGUGGAUAUUGAGCCAGAUGAGCGUGUGAAGAGGGCCAUGAAUGAAAUUAAUGCUGCUGCAAGAUUGAGGGUGGCUUCGAACGAGAAAGCGGAAGCAGAGAAGAUAGUGCAGAUAAAGCGAGCAGAAGGGGAUGCAGAAUCAAAGUACCUAGCAGGCCUUGGAGUUGCUCGUCAGCGUCAAGCCAUAGUAGAUGGCUUGAGAGACAGUGUGCUUGCUUUCUCCGAGAAUGUUCCCGGGACAACAUCAAAGGAUAUCAUGGACAUGGUUCUCAUGACCCAAUAUUUUGACACAAUGAAGGAUAUUGGUGCAUCCUCAAAAUCCAAUGCUGUUUUCAUUCCACAUGGACCUGGUUCUGUACAUGACGUUGCUUCACAAAUUAGGGAUGGUCUUCAACAAGGAAAUGCAACAAAGUCUUGAUCACUUGCAUAAGCUAGUAGGUUUAGCUACAAAACUAUGUGUGUAGGGGACAACAUAUAGUUGUAUUCUUCUAAGUAUUUUUGUUGUUGUUCUUCAAUUCAAUAAUCUGCAUAAUAAAGGUUUGCAUAGGUUAUCCAAGUGAACCCAUCAUAUCUUCUUGACCACACCAUAACUUUUUUUUUUUUA